Molecule: messenger RNA, 2169 nt
Organism: Carica papaya (papaya)
Lineage: Eukaryota; Viridiplantae; Streptophyta; Magnoliopsida; Brassicales; Caricaceae
Product: DNAse I-like superfamily protein
Biological process (GO): phosphatidylinositol dephosphorylation
Molecular function (GO): inositol-polyphosphate 5-phosphatase activity; phosphatidylinositol-4,5-bisphosphate 5-phosphatase activity; phosphatidylinositol-3,4,5-trisphosphate 5-phosphatase activity
Source: RefSeq, a predicted model, not a curated record
CAAGAACGCCUUUGACGAUCCCCCAAAUUUAUAUAACCCACUGCACUUGCGAUUUGGAUUUCAAAUUUCUCCCUCAAGCUUUCUUCCUAUAAAUUGAGAACCAACCAACUCUCUUCUUCUCCUUGUACGAGGAACACCCACGAAAUAAAUUCUUCUGCAUUUUUCCUUUCUCCUCUUCCUCCUCCUCCUCCUAAAUCAACCAGUGAGCAAGCAAAACGACCAUCCUACUCUGCGGUUCUUUCCAUCUUUGUCUUCAUACGACGAUAAAAGAUGAGCUUAACGAGAGAAUAUUAAAAGAGAUCUUCUUGUUCUGAUUCCUCCUCUGUUUAUAUUUCUUAAACCAGACGGCGGAACAAUGAGAACAAAACAGCGAAGCAUCUCAAAGUCUUCUUGGCCUAAAAUAGUCGUGAGAAAAUGGUUAAAUAUCCGGAGCGGAACCGAUGAAUAUCAUUCCGAUUAUGGAACCCGAGGCAGAACCGAGAGGAGGAGGAGCUGUUCGGACCAGGAUUACUACGUCGUUGUACCAGACGAUUUUUCAGAAGGUUGGUUGAUGGAAGCUACUAAUGGGGUUAAGCAGUCGGCAAUAAUGCCGGAGGUGGAAGCUGUCACCGAUUCUCUCAACCUCAGGAUGUUCGUGGGAACAUGGAAUGUAGGAGGAAAGUCACCCCAUGAAGGUUUGAACCUAAAGGAUUGGCUAAGGUCCCCUGCUCCUGCUGACAUUUACGUUCUCGGGUUCCAGGAAAUUGUCCCUCUAAAUGCUGGGAAUGUACUAGGAGCAGAGGACAUUGGUCCAGCUGCCAAAUGGCUGUCCCUGAUUCGUCAAGCUUUGAACAGUGAUACCAAGGAAGUGGAUUUAUCAAAACCCAGACUCAGCUUCUCUGACUUGCUUUCCCUAGAGGAUGAACUCGGCAAACAAGAGUUUGAAAGAUUGAUAACAAUGAAUUCAAGUCAAGAGUCUCACAGAUUCUGCCUUGCAGCCAGUAAGCAGAUGGUGGGCAUUUUCUUGUGUGUCUGGGUUAGAGAUGACCUAUAUAAACACAUCCGUAAUAUAAAAGUCUCUUGCGUAGGCCGUGGCCUUAUGGGAUACCUUGGGAACAAGGGUUCUAUAUCAGUCAGCAUGACUUUACACCACACAAGUUUCUGUUUUGUUUGCACUCAUUUGACUUCUGGUGAGAAAGAAGGUGAUGAGCUGAGAAGAAACUCAGAUGUUUCUGAAAUUUUGAAGAGAACAAGAUUUUCUUACCCAUCUACACGUUCAGGACCUCAAACCAUUUUGAGUCAUGACAAGAUAGUCUGGCUCGGCGAUUUAAAUUAUAGGCUUGCUGCUUGCCGGAGUGACAUGCAUGAGUUGUUAAUGAGAAAUGAUUGGGACGCUCUUCUGGAGAAGGAUCAAUUAAGGAUAGAGCAGAGAGCUGGUAGGGUGUUUAAAGGGUGGGAAGAAGGGAGGAUAUAUUUUGCACCAACUUACAAAUACCUCACGGAUUCUGAUUAUUAUGUCGUACAAACCUCUAAAUCCAAAGAAAAGCGGCGUACUCCUGCCUGGUGUGAUAGAAUACUGUGGAAAGGAGAAGGGCUGAAACAAAUGUGGUAUGUGAGAGGAGAAUCCAGAUUCUCAGACCACAGGCCAGUCUAUUCCUUAUUCUCAGUCCAAGUCAAUUUAGCCACCACCAAAUCCUGUCCAAGAAUUUCAACAAAUGCUGCCUUGUCUUCGACUUGCAUGUCCAAGGUCCAAGCUGAAGAACUGCUAUUGACUGCUUGAGCUGCAGAAUGCAGAAUCUGCGUAUGGAACAUUAUAAAUUGCAAGUCAUACUGUCAGCAAACCAAGCUUGCUGUGUCCUAAAACAUACUUGCAAGGACAGAAGAAAAGUAACCAAGGAGCAGUGAAGUUGCUGCUGGCCUAUAGCAUAUACUCGGAAAAACGAAAUAAGAUAGACUUCCCCUCUGCCAAAACCCAAGUGUCCCCCUGCAAUUUUUUAACCGAGGGACAGCGUGCAGAGAGGAUUAUGGUGUUAAUAACUAAAAGUCAUGAAACUGGUUUUCGUUUUAAAUGAAAACAGUGUGGUGGCUGUGGUGCGCUUGUGGUUGUCGUAUGCCUGCUCUUGACACCGGAAUGAUCGAUGGGUUACUGUAAAUAUGCUAAUAUGGUGAGAUGGUAGUGGUGGAGCGCAA